Molecule: messenger RNA, 3450 nt
Organism: Monopterus albus (swamp eel)
Lineage: Eukaryota; Metazoa; Chordata; Actinopteri; Synbranchiformes; Synbranchidae
Product: LON peptidase N-terminal domain and RING finger protein 1-like
Exons: 8
Coding region: 1-924 (307 amino acids)
Molecular function (GO): ubiquitin protein ligase activity
Source: RefSeq, a predicted model, not a curated record
AUGAAAAUAGAGAGAGCUCUGGGUGUUCUCACCGUGUCAGACUUUGAGUGCCCUCUGUGCAUUAGGUUGUUUUUUGAGCCAAUCACAACUCCCUGUGGUCACACCUUCUGUAAAAACUGUAUAGAGAGGAGCCUGGAUCACAACCUUCGCUGUCCCCUCUGCAAACAGCCACUACAAGAGUAUUUUAAAAACAGGAGGUACAGCCCCACAGUUCUGCUUCAGGAUAUCAUGACCCACCUUUUUCCCUCACAGUUGGCUGAGAGGAAACAUGUCCAUGAUGCUGAGAUGGCUGAACUGUCUAAUCUCACAAAGGACAUUCCUAUUUUUGUUUGCACUGUGGCCUACCCUGGAGUGCCCUGUCCACUGCACAUCUUUGAGCCUCGAUAUCGGCUGAUGAUGCGUCGCUGCAUGGAGACUGGUACCAAGAAGUUUGGCAUGUGCAGCUAUGAGCAUGGCAAAGGGUUUGCAGACUAUGGCUGUAUGCUGGAGAUCCUUGGCCUGGAGGUGCUUCCUGAUGGACGGUCCUAUGUGAACACUGUGGGUGGUAGCAGAUUCAAGGUGCUAAAGAGAGGUCAGAGAGAUGGCUACCAGACUGCUGAUAUAGAGUACCUGAAGGACCUCAAGGUUGAUGGUAGUGAGUUAGAGCUUUUGCAGCAUCUCCAUGACAGUGUGUACCAGCAGGCCCAGGACUGGUACCAGCGCCUUGGCAGCCGCAUCCGCGAGCAGAUCGACAGACAGUAUGGCACCAUGCCAGAUAAAGACGAGAACAUUCAGGCCUCAUCCAACGGUCCAGCCUGGUGCUGGUGGCUGCUGUCUGUCCUCCAGCUGGACCCUGCCUAUCAAACCACUGUCCUGUCCCUGACCUCACUCAAAGACCGCUUAGGACACCUCCGCCUCAUCCUUGAGUACUUUUCUCAGAGAUAGACGUCACAGUACAGUGGUAUUGCGCACACAGAAAGAUGGAAUGAAACCAAUGGAUGCAAUUACACCACAGAGUUUAGGACAUGAACUGUCUUGCGGUCACAGCUGAAGGUCAACUCAUCUGGUUGAUAACAGAAAGAUAGUGAUUUCAUUAUAAAACAGUGCAGGUUUUUGAUGUUUAGCCUUUAGUUUGCGUGUGUUAGCCUUCUAACACCGUUUUCUUUGCUGGGAAUUCAAGGUUUCUGAAUACACUUUGUACUUGCUGUAUCAGUAAGAACAGCAACCAAAGAUGCUUCUUAUUUAUGGUCAUCGGGAGCCAAAAAUUAUUAUUUGUAGAAUGACUAUAUCAGUGAAUUUUCUAUAUAAUAUUGCUAAAAGUCAACACUGGGUGUCACUAUCUUUCAGUUAUUACAAACAUGAAGAACAUGCAACAGCUACUGGAGCAUACUUCGUAUAUUAUCAUGUCUUGCCUGUUCUAAUCAGAGUUUUUGCAAUAACAUAGCUAAGUUUAGGAAUACAUGCACAUCAGAGAAUUAAAUUUCAGGUGUUGCAGGAAGUCAUUUUGGAUACUCUGAGCGCUGCACCCCUACUGAAGGGCACUGUGCUCUUUGCAAUGCCUGUAUUUAGUUAAAUCCAUUGGCCUUGGCUGGCAUUGACUGUGGCUCAUUUAAUACUAUUGAAAAACAUAAAAGAUCCAUAUUUGUAAAGACUGCAAUAAUAAUUCAUAGGAUCAGUUGGGUUUUUUUUAUAAGGAUAAUCACCUUUAUUGGCCAAGUAUGUUACACACAAGGAAUUUGUUUCCGGUACAGAACCCUUUUUUUAAUGGAUGAAAGCUUUUGGCUCUGGAUGCGGUUUGCAAUCACCUGGUGGAAAACGUCUUCUGUGAAAUUAAGGAAGUGGAAGUGGGGCCAGUGAAUGUGGAGGUGUACCAGGUUUGUAUAAACCUGUGUGAUUAUGUAUACCGACAGUCACGUAUGGAUGCAGUACUAUUUAUAUGUGUCAGCUAUAAAUAAGGAGUCACUUUUGUCAGGAUCCAUCUUAAUUAUCAGAUUUUUUUAAAAUUAUCUAUGGCUUGGUGUUAGCACUAAUAAGAGUUACUGUCAUGUCCAUUGUGUCAAGGUGCAAGACAGAGCAUUUAAAAAUCUCUUUCACAGGGACAACCCUAAAAUAUUUUUGCUAGUGUCUGACUCUGUGUAGGCUCAAACACCCACCUCUGGCCCCUACUGUGUCUCCCUGUCUGUCUGACCCCUCUACCACCAGCGAUGGUGCCUUUGAGUGCCUGGGCCAGCUCCCCCGGAGACCUGUGAAUCUGAGGGCUUUCUACACAGCAUAGAGGAUGGACUAUGUUUUUUGAUAUUAGUUUUUGGUGAUAUAGCGCACAUUCAGUAGAAUGUUGAAGCUGCCAUGUUAGGUAUGAUUUACUAGCAAACAUGGGCUUAUCUGGGUGAAGCAAAAGUGCUUUUUUACUUUAAUCAUAGAUAUUUUUGUUUUGUGGUUUAUAGGAAUAGUUAGCUAAAUGCUCACUGUGUUUAUGUUUGUCAUGGACUCUGCAGUUAGGCCUGUGUGUAUAGUGGGCAAGGAACUACCAUCUUAUCACAACCAAAAUAUCACUGUAAACUGUCAGAAUUAGUCUAGCAAACAAUUAUAGAUACAGCAAUCCUUAGUGUCAUGUUUAAAGGGGUCAUCUUGAGAUUUUAUAUGCACAAACCUGUCCCACCAAAAGUUGAACUAAUGGAUAGAGUCAUACAGACAGGUAAAGGAAAAACCAACACAGAGUGUCACAGUAAGGAGUUGGGCCACCACGUGCCACCUGAACAGCUUCAGUGCACCUUGGCAUUGACUCACCAAGUCUCUGAAAUGUACUGGGGGGAUGAACACCAUUCUUCUAAAAGAUGUUCCCUCACUAGGUGGUUUGAUGAUCGUGGUGGAGACGCUGUCUGACACGACGAUCCAAAAUAUCCCAUAGGUGUUCAACUGGGUUCAGACUGCAGAGGCCAUAGCAUCUGUUCCACAUCAUUUUCAUAUUGUACUCAUCAAACCAUUCAGUGACCCCUCAUGCCCUGUGGAUGGGGACACUGUCAUCCUGGAAGAGACCACUGAUUUAUUCAGGUUUUUCCUUUAAUUUGUUGGAUCUGAUUAGCACACUAAUCUCUGCUCUGAUCUGAUCUCAGACCUGUGAACUAACACCGUAUUUGAGGGCAGGAUACUUUUUAUCAUUUCUUCACAUGUGUUUGAUCAAAUGUCAAUAAGUUUUUGGGAAUAACUGCAGGGUCACUUUAACAUGCCAGUUACCACAACAUGCCUCCAAAGCUGUACGAUCUCACUGAAAAAUGGCAUCUGUCGGAAAGGUCACCUUCCUCCUACCAGUCAUGAUAAAAGCUACGGUAACUCAACUCAAAAAGGGACAGAGAUUCUUACAAAUUUCCUUUGAAUGACCAGUCUCAUAAACCUUUGUUGUAAACACAUGAAAGCAAUACAUGACUGACAAGUUAGAUAUUCAUUCGCCUAUCCCACAUCUUGUCAGAGAAC